AUGCUCAGUGACUGCGCUCCCUCCGCUGGGUUGUGUGCGAUGUCUCCCGUGCUUUCCAAACUCGGAUCGGGGCCUCUGCCCCAGAAGUUGCUCGCGCGUUACUUGCUCCUGCUGCGCCUCUACCCGGUGCUCACUAAAGCGGUGUCCAGUGCCCUUCUGUCAGCUCUUGGGAGCCUCCUGUCUCAGAUCAUCGAGAAGAGCCGGAAAAAGAAAGGCCCUUCGAAAAGUUUUGACUUGGCUGAGCCUUUGAGAUUUGCCACCUACGGGUUCUUGUUUACAGGACCAUUGAGUCACUACUUCUACCUGUACUUGGACCAGCUGUUUCCGCCCGAUGUGCCUUUUUCCACGGUCAAGAGACUCUUGCUGGAUAGGGUCGUUGUUGCCCCAGCCUUCCUUUUGCUCUUUUUCUUUGUCAUGAACCUGCUGGAGGGGAAAGACACAUCAGCUUUCACGAAGAGGAUAAAUUCUGGUUAUUGGCCGGCGCUGAAAAUGAACUGGAAAAUGUGGACGCCGAUCCAGUUUAUUAACGUCAAAUAUGUUCCUGUGCAGUUCCGAGUGCUGUUUGGAAACCUGGUGGCCCUCUUCUGGUUCGCCUAUCUGGCCUCUGUCAAGAAGUGACUGUGUGGGAGUUGGGGCUCAGCAGUUCUCCCCGUGGAGAAACCCGACCUU
Euleptes europaea (tarantolino) is the source of this 669-nucleotide messenger RNA. RefSeq names its product peroxisomal membrane protein 2 (gene PXMP2). NCBI's taxonomy places the organism in Eukaryota, Metazoa, Chordata, Lepidosauria, Squamata, Sphaerodactylidae. The record is from RefSeq and is a predicted model, not a curated record. Gene Ontology annotation, cellular component: membrane; cytoplasm.